Messenger RNA from Sclerotinia borealis F-4128, 669 nucleotides. The record is from the annotation of a GenBank genome assembly. Lineage: Eukaryota; Fungi; Ascomycota; Leotiomycetes; Helotiales; Sclerotiniaceae.
AUGUCCUCUUCCACUUCCACAUCCAUUUCAACCUCAACUCCAACUCCAACUCCAACUCCAACUCCAAAACCAACUCCAAAGACUGUACCUGCAACAACAACCACCACAACCACCACAACAACCAUAUCUAAACCCGCAUCUAAACCUGAACCUGUCAAAGAAAAAUCUCCCACUCCUGUUAUUCCACCCACAGUCGAAGAAGAAGAAGAAGAAGAGGAAGAGGAAGAAGAUGUUGACGAAAGGAGUGAUGAUGGUUCCGUUGGUCCACCAGAUCUCGGAGAUAAUAUCGAUGCGGCCACCUUUGAGCAAAUUUUAGAAAUGGAUGAUGAUGAAGAUGAGCGAGAGUUCAGUCGUUCUAUCGUUUAUGGCUUCUUCGAGCAGGCAGAACAAACUUUUACCAAAAUGGAUGAUGCACUUAAGGAAGGUGAUCUAGCAACACUUUCUUCGCUCGGCCAUUUCUUAAAGGGAUCCUCGGCAACAUUGGGAUUGACAAAGGUCAAGGAUAGCUGUGAAAAGAUUCAACAUUAUGGACAGAAGAAAGAUGAAGCUGGCACAACCGAUGAACCCAACGAGAAGAAAUGCUUGAGCAGGAUCAAGGAUACAUUGGCAUCGGUCAAGGAGGAAUACAAGGAGGUUGAGAAGGUCUUGAAGAAGUUUUAUGCCACUUGA